AUGAAUAUUGUACAAAUACUUAUUUUUUUGUUUUUUGGAUUUAUUGCACAGGGUAAAAGCUUACAGAAUAACUCAUCAACUGACAGUGUAGAGAGACAAUGGGAAUUUAUAGUUACAUCCCUACAAACAAGUCCCCAUGUAAGAUGCCGAAAUUUAACAAAUAAAGCUCCGAAAUUGUUUUGGAAAGAUCAAGAUAUAGAGGAAGUAAGUAAAGUUUCCAAUAAAACCCAGCUAUUUGAGGAUAACUGCUUUAAAAAUAUUAAAAGUUUAUUAGAUCUCCACUUACCAAAAAAUAAGCGUCGUUUUAGCUUUAAAUUUUCUAAUACAAGUAAAAUAGAUUUAUUAUUACGUAAAUUUUGCUCCGAAACAGCAGACAAAUAUUAUAUGAUUAUACAUAAUACUGACAACCCAGUUUCAUCACCUACUUAUGAGAAAUUAAUUGAAGAUUCACCCAAAUCCCCUGAAAAUAAUAAAUAUAAAGAUAGUUUUGAAGAAGGAUUAGAAAAAAAGUUAAAACAUAAAAAUUUAUACUUAGAUAGAUCUGAAACAAGCGUAUUUCCAGAAGUUAUUCCUUCUCCAGAAAUACCUGAAUCUAUUAGAAGAGAAAUGAGAAACCAAGAAUCUUCUUCACCAUUUAUCGUAUUUCCCUCACCUUCAACUGACGAAUCUUAUAUAGGUCAAAAAAUGGAAUAUAGUAACACUCCUGCAGAGCAUAGUGCGAAUGACUAUUCUUUAUUCUUAGAAGAAAGUGCACUUAAAGAUAAUUCACAGAAGUUCACCGAUCAGUCAUCAGAUAUUGAUAUAGCAGCUGAAAUAACGAGUUCUGAAGUUUCUGAGAAAGCUCCUCGUAUUUUAAAAGUAUUACUUCGUUCUUCUCUAGAAGAUAUUAGGGAUCAGUUACCUCAAGCUGAUGUAGCAGCUGUUCAGGUACCUAGGGAUAUCCAAGAAAGAAUUCUCUCUUUCAUGAGAUCCAAGGAUAUUGAAAGUAUCGUAGAAUUAUUGUCAAGACAAAAGAGGCAUGUAGUUGAGUCAUUUUUGGAUAGUUUGGAGCAGGAAAUCAAAAGAAUUAGAAGAAUAAAAAAAAGUAAUAUAGAAUUUACAACACAGUUACCUCAAUUUGAUGAAGAAUGGAGUGCUAUUGUUGAAUUUAUGUCAGAAUCUGUAUCUCCUAUUCAAUGUGAAAUUCGAGAUAGGAAAAAUAAAGGCUCUAUUAAACCUCCUAAAGAGUUUAAAUUUAGUAAUGGGAUAGAAAAAAAGUUUAUACAAUAUUGUCGUAGGGCAAUAAGGGCUUUAGCAUAUGAGAAAUAUGUAUCGGAGGAUGGUACAACUUAUUAUGGAUAUAAUGAAAAUAAUAAAUAUGGGAUUUUGAUAGCUGGAAAUGACUCUGAAGAUAGGAAACAGCAGGUACAGGCUUUUUGUUAUAUGGUAUAUAAUAGAUUAUACUCUAAAAGAGAGAAGGAGCUUACGAUUAGGCGUCAUGCAAAGAUGUUGGAGAUGAAAAAAGCUUGGGAGGAGGGGGCUGAACAAGGUAAGAUUAUUGAUGAAUUAUUAGGGGGAUUUACGGAUGAGAUAAAUGACGAAAGAUUGCAAUGGCUAUAUUUGGUCAAUAGUGCUAGUGUCCCUAAUCCACUUGUAUAUAGUGUAGAUUUACCGAAACACUCUGUUCCGGUUUCCUUUACCCAAAAAUCCACAGAUAGUGUACUAGAGGUUACAAGUAAGAUCCAAGUUUUUACAUUUAAUUGCAGAAUUGCUCUUAUGACUUUGGGUAUUGAAAAACAUCCAGGUACAAAAUUUCCACUGCAUAAGGUACAACUAGGUUAUGAUGGUAUAAAUGGUUUAAUAAAGUUUUGUAAGUCUGUAAGUCAAAGAUAUGUUGGUCGUUUAGUAGAGUGGUUCAAUAUUUUACAAACAUCUUUAAAUGAUGAAAUUAUCAGUUUAAUUGAUACCAAUAAACCCGAAUUUCGUUGUCCAGAGUAUUUUGAAUAUGAGGAUGAUUCCCGUUUAGUAGAGAAUUGUUCUAAGACAAUACAAACUAUGCUAGAGGAUAACAAAAGAUCUGAAAAAAAAGGCUUGCAAUCUACUUGGCCAGGUUUAAAAAUUAAGUGUCCUCCUAAUCAAAUUAUUCAGCAUAUACGAUCUUUUUGCAAAGCUGUUGCCUUUGAAAGGCCUGAUAUUCGUAUUGCUACCAUUCGUGAGUUAUCUGGAGAAGAACAGACAGCUCUUGAUGUUAAGUCAAAUGUAAGUAAUGAACAAACAGAUGCUAUAGAACAGGUAGAGAAGCGUUUGCAAAUUCUUGAGCUUAAGCAAACAGAAGAUAUUGGUAUGGCUACAUAUAAGUUAGAUCGAUGGAGUCAAGCAGAAGAAAAAUUAGUUGAGAAUCGUAGAAUUCGUGAAAAAAUAGACAAAUAUUCUCGUCAUUAUCUUCAAAGAUUGGUAGAUAUAGAAGAUAAUUAUAAACAGACCAUCUUGGGGACUUUGUCUCGUGGAGAUUCUGAUGGUGGUAUAAAAUUUGAGCAGACACGUGAAAAGAUACAGGAAUUAUUAGAUCAAUAUAUAUCUGAUUUUUUAUCUAUGCGAACAGAGUGGAGUGACUUAAUAUAUCAGAUUAGUAACAAUAAUAGGAAGAUUACAGAGGUUGAAAUGGGACUUUUGAGGUUUGUUCGAGAGGCUUUGGAUUACGUUGCUGUUUCACAUCGUGCCGAGCUGGCAAAUUCUAUUUCAAUAAUCAAUAUGAUUAAUUGGGAGAAUGAAUUAAAUAUAAAAGAGAAGGAAUAUAUUAAUUUGAAACUUGAAGAGUAUGUCUUACGAUUAAAUAAAGAACAUAAAAUUCAGGAUCUAAGAGAUAUUCAUUUCAAAAGGAGGCAAAGCUUCGAACGUGAAUUAUAUCAUCUAUUACCAAGAAAAUUUUGGAAGAAUAUUAAUACACUCGGUAGAAAAGGACUUUAUCCUAUCAUACCAAUAACUAUAAGUGAGAAAGAGUUGCAGGAACGUAAAGUAACAAUUCUUAAGCUUCAGGAAGAAAAAACUAAUCUAGUUUCAAUAUUUGAUAAAGAGACACAAAAAUUAAAUAGGCAACUCUUAGUCAUUGAUAAAGUUACUCAAAAACAUUUUGAAGAAUUAAAUGAUAUCUGGGAUAAUACCUAUUCUGUUGAUUAUGCUAUGCAGUGGGAAUUUCGUAUAAAAGACAUGCAAGAAGCAUAUAUUCAGUUAAACAAUGAGUAUAAACAAUAUGGUGAAUUAGUUACACGACAACAACUAAGACAAUCUCAAGUAAAAUCCAGUCAUCCCCAAUAUAAUCAGAUUAUUAAAGAAACAAGUGAAGCUAUUGAUAUGGCUACUGAAGAAAUGAAAAAACUGUUGAAACUUAUGGAGGAAUUAAGGCAGAAAACAAAUGAUUUGGAUGCACUAGUAGAGGCUGAUAUGACUAGAAGUUACUCUCAAAAGAUUGAAACACUUCGAAAAAAUACCAAAUUAUUGGAGGAACAAAUCAAAAAGGAGAUUGAUAUUCUACAGAAAGAAAAUGAAAUUAUGCAGAUGCAACUCAGUAGAGAUAUAAAAUAUUAUGAAAUAACAAAUCACAGAGUAGCUUUAGCUGAACGUAAAAAAAAAUUGGAAGGUCUUACAGAAUCUAAUUUAUGGCUUAAAUCUCAAGAUGAACAGUUAACUAUAAAUUUUGAGGAAAGAUUUAGAGAUGAUUUAUUAUCUUUAACAUAUUCACCUAAGAAUAAAGGAGAUUAUGAUAAAGAAGCUAAAAAUGAAGAUAAUUUACCUGAAGGAGCUAUUAAUGAAAUUAAGAAAUUUCGAGAGAAUCUGAAGAUGAUCUUGCUUAGAGUAGAUAGUUAUAAUGAAAAUAUAUAUGAAAAUGAUCUUAGUCAAGUUCAGGAAUUUGAGAAGCUAGAUAUACUAACUCUAUCUGCAAAGGAGUCCUUUGAGGCUGAAGGGGCUUUAGAUGACGGAAUUUUUUAUAAUGAUUUAAGUAAUAUUGAAUGGAACUUUAUUCAGAGUAGAUGGAAACUUUUAAAGCUUAAAUUUUAUUUCUUGCAAAAGAAAGAGGCUAUACUAAAAGAGGGACUUGAUCUAAGAACAAAUACAGAUAAGUUAAUGUUGAAGAAAUAUGGACUAGUACCUACAACUAAGACUAAAAUCAUACCAUCUAAGUCUGAACGUUUGAUUAUGAAGGGUUUUGGUUUGGAUAUUGAAACUAGAUUGGAUUUAGAUCAAGAAGAACGAACCUUAAGUUAUGAUGAAAAGGUACUUAAGCUAGUAUCUAGGCGACUUGAGGAUGCAAAUGUAGUGUUUGAACAAGAACUUACUACUCGCUUAGAGAUUUUAGAUGAGAAAAUUUUAGAAGGGAAAGUUAGACUUCAAGAGGCUGCUAGAGAUGUUGUUGCUAGUUGGGAAAAGCAACAAAGUACUGCUGCGUUUAGAUAUGCUUCUCCUCAAAAUAAGGAUAGAAUGAGAGACACAUUUGAGAAGAAAUAUUCAGCAGUAACAAAAGAAGAGAAGAAAAAAACCAGACCUUAUAUUUUGGAGAAGCAUGUCCUUCUACAACAACAAAAAGAUAGGGCAUCUCAAUCUAAAAUGGAUAAGGAUUGGCUAUUCACUUCAGGAAGAACUGCAAAUCAACUAAUCAAGUUCCAACAAAAAAAAAUGGUUUUUGAAAAGAAACGUCAUGAUAUUUAUGAGAAAACACUCGAAUUUCUCAUUUAUCAAGCUGAAAAGUUAGAUAAAAUUAGAGAAAUAGAUGAACAAUUAGGUACUGAUAAAGCUGGGCGUGUUGAGGGGGAUCAUAUAUCAAAUGCAAUGUUACAGAGCCUCAUAAAGGAAAAGGAAAUGAUAGAAACUGACUUAUCUUUGAAACAAAGGGAAUAUCAUAUCCAUUUAGCUAAAUUGGAAAGUUUUAGAGAUGCCCUAUAUGAUCCUAAUAAGGAGUUGAAAGAUGAUGAAGAUGAAUAA
Cryptosporidium muris RN66 is the source of this 4956-nucleotide messenger RNA. RefSeq lists its product as uncharacterized. Lineage: Eukaryota; Apicomplexa; Conoidasida; Eucoccidiorida; Cryptosporidiidae. The coding region runs from base 1 to 4956 and encodes 1651 amino acids. The transcript has a single exon. The record is from RefSeq and is a predicted model, not a curated record.